GGGAGCUGCCCCACAGCCCCAGGGCCGGGAGGGUAGAGUUAGGUCCCAAGUGGACAGGCUGAGCUCCUGGUCGGACCAGACUCGGAGGAUAGAUGGGGGCCAGGAAGGCAGGCCGGGCCUGGGGGUUCCAGAGCCCGGAGCAUGUUCCAGAUCCCAGAGUUUGAGCGGGAAGACUGUAGCCCGGCAGAGAGGGGCCUGGGCCCCAAACCCACAGGGGACCAGCCACCAGGCCUCCACAGGCACCACCACACAGCCGCAGGCCGCCUGGGAGACGUCUGUCAUCAGGAGGGGCAGCCAGCUACCUGCAGCCCCCAUGGAGGCGCUGGGGCUGGGGAGUCCCGGAGUCGCCACAGCUCGUAUCCCGCGAGGUCCGAGGAGGAUGAAGGGAUGGAGGACGGGGAGCCCAGCCCCUUCCGGGGCCGCUCGCUCUCGGCGCCCCCCAACCUCUGGGCUGCACAGCGCUAUGGCCGCGAGCUCCGGCGGAUGAGCGACGAGUUCGAGGUCUCCUUCAAGGGACUUCCUCGCCCGAAGAGCGCGGGCACAGCGACGCAGAUGCGGCAAAGCCCCAGCUGGACACGCGUCAUCCAAUCCUGGUGGGAUCGGAACUUGGGGAGAGGCGGCUCCGCCCCCUCCCAGUGACCGUCCGUCCCGCUGUGGCGGCGGCCAUCUUGGGUGCGGGCGGAAGUCUUCCACAGGUCUUAAGUAAAAAGGGGAUCACCUCUGUCCCUGAGGGCGGCGGUCCCACCCCAAGCCCGAGUCCCUUCCGGUGUGUGCGUGAGCCACGGAGGGUUCGACUCCAUCGGAAGUUCUGAAGAUCUUCCGCCCACAGCCGCCGGAAGUGGCCCCUUGGCCCCUCCCACCAGUCAGGCGCCUGCGCCAAAUUGCGAGUCGGGAUUAACCAUUUCUUCGCCAGAAUCCUCUGCUCCCCGGUAACGCUGCGGACCGACGCUCGCCGUUAAAUGUGCGAAUAAAGCCCGCGUCUGUGCCGCCGAGUCUC
Choloepus didactylus (southern two-toed sloth) is the source of this 997-nucleotide messenger RNA. It is a transcript of the gene BAD, whose product is annotated as BCL2 associated agonist of cell death. The coding region runs from base 142 to 639 and encodes 165 amino acids. The record is from RefSeq and is a predicted model, not a curated record. The transcript has 4 exons. Lineage: Eukaryota; Metazoa; Chordata; Mammalia; Pilosa; Megalonychidae. Gene Ontology annotation, biological process: apoptotic process.